AUGGCAGAUCCAAGCGAGGUGGUAUUACGUUACACGCCAGAAAAAUGGAUCGAGGCCCAAGAGAGACUGGGUUCGGCGUCACCAUCCCGCUUCGUCACUUUAUCCUACAAUCCAAGAGAUCACUUGCUGUCGACACCCUCUCCUCGUAGAGAAAGGGCUUCUGUACCUCCAGUGGUGAGAAAACAUGUCCAGCCUCUUAAUUCGACGUCGAAAGAGUUCUUUGUACGUCCCAUAUCAGAGUCAUUGGAUCGUCUUGGAGAAUAUGGAAAGAAUUCACUGAAUGAUGUUCAGGUAUUGGAAAAAAAUUGGUACUACGAUUUGACUAAUGUUGGCCAACGGCUUAGAUUGCUUAGAGAAACGUUUAAAGUUUUACAGCUGGUUCGUAAAAAGCGAAUGAUGGGCGAAAGAGCUGACUUCAAGAUGCUCAACGAGUUCCGUUUAUCUCACACGGGCUCUCCAAUUGUGCUGGACGAUGACGGCCUAUCGAAGACUGAAGAUGAAGAUGACAAUAACACCUCCAGUGUUCCUGAGUUUCCUCCUCCUCCUCCACCUAAACAGAGGGGUCGUCCCAGACGUAAGCAUACUCGGGGACGGAAACCUGGGUAUCGUCGUGAGACGGCGGACCCUCCAGUUACAAGAACAAGAGCUUCCAGAAGAGGCCAGGACUCCACACUGCUGCCUUUGCUGAGGGAGCAAGCUGUGGCCACCUUACUGACAACCAAUGGAAACGGAGAUGGACGCAACUUGGUGUAUACGUCACCUACGGAGGCUCUGUCCACAUUUCCGAUCUUGCAUCUGCCUCCAAUUCUUCCCAGUCAGAGAUUGCCUGAAAAUUACACUCAGGCCAUCAACUAUGGUGGUGCGCUCACCUACGGCUCGAAUGAAUCUCUACAUGUGAAAGCUCCGAAAUUCGUUAGUGGUGUGCCUGAAGAGAAUCAAGCAAAGCAAUCAAGGGGUGCAUCGUCCACACCUGUAAGCUCCAAAGUAGGAGUAGCUGGUGAUUCUAGCUCAUAUGCAUCAGCUUCUCCAUCGGUUGUGAAACAAUCGACUGGAGAAAAUUCUCACUUUGGGCCAAUUCUCACUCUUGGAGGGCCAUCGGGACCUCAUGCUAUGCAAGCCCAAGCAAAUCAAGCAUCGAAUCAAGCAAUUCCAAGUCAAGCACAUCCAUCCACCAUGACCACGCCAGCAUAUCACAGUGCACAUAGCACAAAGCUUUCAACGCCUAAUCUUGCUACUCAAACAACUACAUCAAACGUCACUACUAAUCCUUCACCUCCAAAUCUUACGAAUGCUCCUAUUCUCCAUUCAAGCACACUUCCAGGAAUGAGAAUGCCGAAUAUAUCCGAUCGGCUGCUUCCUACUUUUGCCGGUGAUUCCAGGGGCCCUCUUCCCCGUAUGGCAGGCAUGCCCGGAGUACCAGGAAUGGCCCGGAUGUCGGGUAUGACAGGAACACCUGCGAUUUCUCAUACACCUGCGGGUUACAUGGGGUCGCAAGGCGGACCCGGCAUCAGACUCCCUCCUCUUCAGUGGGGAAGCGGAAACUACGAAAUGCCGGGUAUACCUCAUCAAUCACCUCCAUCUAUGUACUCAGGACCAUCGUCCGAGGACAAGAAAGAGUGA
Molecule: messenger RNA, 1620 nt
Organism: Sungouiella intermedia
Lineage: Eukaryota; Fungi; Ascomycota; Pichiomycetes; Serinales; Metschnikowiaceae
Source: the annotation of a GenBank genome assembly